This is a messenger RNA of Suncus etruscus (white-toothed pygmy shrew), 1143 nucleotides long. RefSeq names its product lebercilin-like. The transcript is spliced from 7 exons. The coding region runs from base 1 to 1143 and encodes 380 amino acids. Gene Ontology annotation, biological process: intraciliary transport. The record is from RefSeq and is a predicted model, not a curated record. Gene Ontology annotation, cellular component: axoneme. Lineage: Eukaryota; Metazoa; Chordata; Mammalia; Eulipotyphla; Soricidae.
AUGAAGAGAAAGGAGGUUCCUGCAUCUUCUUCAAUCCUGCAACUUAAACAGCUGUUGGGUGGAGAGAACAACAUAGAAGUCAGUAGCCCACAGAGACGGGCUGUGAGGGUCACUGCCAUUCCCGCUCUUGGUUCAAGGGAAAGGCCUCCCACUCUUGUCCUAUUCAGUCUAAGUUCCUCUGGUAAAGUUCUAGCCAGACUAGUGAUCGCAUGUACAGCUUUCAGUUCCUAUGACCAGUCUAUUACAACCACCCUUGGGAAACCAAAACCCAACGAUGUACCCAACAGAAAGAGAUUCCAUGAGGGAUUUAAUUCCCAGAGUCUCCCUAAGAUACCACUUCAGAAAGAUAGUGUUACAAAAAGAAUUCUUACUGCAAGACAGCUAAAAAUCGAUGAAUGGCAGAAUAAUGUAACUGAACUCUAUGUCAAGUUAGAUGAACUGAUCCAAGAAAAUAAGGUUUUGAAAAGGUUUCAAUACAAGCAUGAGAAAGCACUGAAUAAGUUUGAAGAUACAGAAAAUGAAGCCUCACAACUUAUUGCUCGUCAUAACAAUGAGAUUACAGCACUUAAAGAAUGCUUAAGAAAAACUCAAGAAAAAGAACUUGCAACUGAGAAAAGAUUGAAAGAGACAGAGAGUGAAUUACUUAGGACAAAACAUUCCUUUCAAAAGCUGAAAAAAAUAUCUGAAGCUAAGCAUUUACUGGAACGAAAUGAUUUGGCAAAGAAACUAGUUUCAGCUGAGUCAAAAUUACAUAAAACUGAGAAAAAAAUCAAGGAACUGGAAAAACAUCUUGAAUUAAACACAUCAAGUUUUCAACAACAACUGAUUGCUGAGAGGAAAAAGACAGCUGAAGCGCAAGAACAAAGCAAAAUACUUGGAAAACAGUUACAAAAGUUACAGCAAAAAUUAAAGGAAAAGGAGAGAGAGGCGGAUAUAAAAAAUACAUAUUUUAGUCAUCUACCAAAUUCUUCUAUAAAGAAAAAAAGAGAAUACAUAUCAAGAAAAAAUGCUGUAUGUCAAGUUGAAUACCUGAAAGUAUAUACAAAAGGAAUCCAAACUGAAGAGUUCAGGGACGAAGAACUACCACAGAAUCUUAAACAGGUAGUUUUAAAAUUUUUUGCUGUGUGUUUACUAACAAAUUAA